AAAUGAGAAUCAAAUCUGAAUCGCACAACGUGAGAAUCGCGAUUCAAAUUCGAAUAGAUUUUUUCCCACACCCCUAAUGCCUUCUGUUAACAUGUUAGCUUUUUAAAUUCCUUUUGCAGAUAAACACCUUAAAGUCCUAUAUAUUGUCACUUGACGCUAUCUGGCCAGUGUGCUAACUGUUCGCAUUUCAGUUUGGCUUUUUUUUUUCAGCAUUCACGUACAAUUUAUACUAAAAUUGCAUUUUCCAGUUAAUAUUAUUAGUUGUAAUGACCCCGAAAGGGACAAGCGGUAGAAAAUGGAUGGAUGGAUGGAUGUAAUGAAAUAAAACAGUACAGUAAUUUGACAAUGAGCUCUGAGUAUGUGCUUUUAGUGCCAUCUAGUGACUACUUUUUAAGCCAGCGUGGUAUAAAACAAGUAAAAAAUCAAGACAGUAUCUGUUUUCCAAUUCUUGUUGAAAUCCUGUGCUUUUUGAGCUUACGAGGAACACCAAAUUCAUAAAAUCACAAGUGGAUUCAAUGUUUUUGAACAAAAAUAAAAAUAUCGCAACUUUUGCCACAACUUUAUGAAAAAGCUUACCGCAAAUUCGGGAAUUUUUAGGCCACAACAACUAGAAAAAAAUCCAGCAAAAUCCUCAAGGGAGUUUGUGAUAAUGGACCACCAAAGAAGCGUAUCCAAUCAAAUCGCUGCGAUGUCACAGCCUAUGCAGAUAGUGACAUCAUAUCCAGUGGUUAUGACGAUCCUAGUUGUUUAUUACUGAGUUGGUGAUCAGCCAGCACCUCCCUUGAAAACGUUUUUUUAUUUUGUUGACAGACUCCUUCAGAAGAUAAAGCACCACGUUAAUGGAGAAGAAUGGCCCGAGUGUGGUUGGAGUGCCUCAACUCUUUACCGGGGAUCCCCCUCGAUGUGCUGUCGGUGCCCAUGGAGAAUAAAUACAAAUGUCAGCGGUGUUUCUUGGUCCUGAGGAAGCCGGUGCAGGCUCAGUGCGGCCAUCGCUUCUGUGUGCACUGCUUUAAACAGCUCACCAGUUCCGGCCCAAAGCCUUGCGAGGCCUGUCGCCAGGAGAAAAUAUACGAAGAGCCGACUUCUAUCCUCAAUGUUGGCGAGGCCUUUCCGGACAAUGCGGCGGGUCGGGAAAUAGCAAGUCUUCCUGCAAAGUGUUUGAACGAGGGCUGCACCUGGACGGGAUCAAUCAAAGAGUAUGAGACCCAGCACGAAGCCUGCUGCGACUACGAGCUGGUCCAGUGCGAAGCCUGCAAUGCACACGUCUUCCGCUCGGAGAAGGAGCGUCACAGCGAACGCGAGUGCGAAGCCAGGGUGCUCAACUGCAAAUACUGCAAGCUGACUUUCAACUUUAAAGACAUCAAGGCCCAUGAUGAAGUGUGCCUCAAGUUCCCCUUGCAGUGUAAAGACUGUGGCAAGAAGAAGAUCCCAAGAGAAAAGUUGAGUGAUCAUAGUCGGGCCUGUGUAAAGUCCAAGAGUGCUUGUUCUUUUAGCCCAGUUGGCUGCAAGUUUGUGACGGACAAUGGCAAACUGAAUGACCACGAGCACAGCAGCGUCAUGGAGCACCUGCGCCUGCUGCUGCCCAUGGUUCUGUCUGUUGCCCGCCCCAACACUGAGGCCCAAGGGUCUGGCGAGUGGCAGGAAGACUCGGGUCUGGGUCUGUACAGGGCUCCAGAGGAAGGAGCCUCAUCCUCUAUGCCGUCUGGGGACUUAGAAAAGAAGGUGAGCGCUUUGGAGAACAUCGUCUGCGUGCUAAACCGCGAGGUGGAGCGCAGCUCUGUGACCCUGGAGGCCUUCUCGCACCAGCACCGCCUGGACCAGGAGAAGAUUGAGAACCUGAGCAACAAGAUGAACCAGCUGGAGAGAGUCCUGGCCACCAGGGACUUCCAGCUGUCUGAAACGGAGCAGCUGGUGCGGGAGAUUCAGUGGUGCACAUUUGACGGCGUCUUCGUGUGGAAGAUCUCGGACUUCCCGCGCCGCAGACUCGACGCCAUGAGGGGUCAAACGCCAGCGAUGUUCUCACCAGCCUUCUACUCCAGCAAGUACGGCUACAAAAUGUGUCUGAGGUUGUACCUGAACGGCGACGGCACGGGGCGGGGGACGCACCUGUCGCUCUUCUUCGUGGUCAUGCGGGGGCGCCACGACGCGCUGCUCAAGUGGCCCUUCAGCCAGAAGGUGACGCUGAUGCUCCUGGACCAGAACAACCGCGAGCACAUCAUCGACGCCUUCAGGCCCGACGUCACCUCCACGUCCUUCCAGCGGCCCACCAGCGAGAUGAACAUCGCCAGCGGCUGCCCGCUCUUCUGCCCGCUGGGGAAGCUGGCCGACAAGAGCCCGUACUUGCGAGACGACACCAUCUUCAUCAAGGCCAUCGUGGACCUGUCUGGCUUGUGAGGUCGGCUGUGGAAGUUGCACCAAACAGUGAAAGAUGAACAGUUGGGAUAUAUAUCAUUUAUAUAUACAAUUAUCUGGGAUACUACCUGUUAUAACAAUCACAUAUCUAUAAUAUUAUAUUAUAUUAUAUAAUAUAUAUGUGUAUAAUAUAUUUAUACAUGUCUAUAUAUAUUUAUCAUUGGAGCAUUAACCCUAAUCGGUGUGUGUGUGUGUGUGUGUACAUACAUAUACAUAUAUAUGUAUAUUAGGGCUGCAACUAACGAUUAAUUUGGUAAUCGAUUAAUCUGUCGAUUAUUACUUCGAUUAAUAAUCGGAUAAAAUAGACAAACUACAUUUCUAUCCUUUCCAGUAUUUUAUUGAAAAAAACCAGCAUACUGGCACCAUACUUAUUUUGAUUAUUGUUUCUCAGCUGUUGGUACAUGUUGCAGUUUAUAAAUAAAGGUUUAUAAUAAAAAAAAAUUAAAAAAAAUUGCCUCUGCGCAUGCGCAUAGCAUAGAUCCAACGAAUCGAUGACUAAAUUAAUCGGCAACUAUUUUUAUAAUCGAUUUAAUCGAUUAGUUGUUGCAGCCUUUAUAUAUAUAUAUAUAUAUAUAUAUAUAUAUAUAUAUAUAUAUAUACACAUACACAUAUAUAAUAAUAAUUUAUAAGGGGCACUCAAGGACACCGUACAAAAUCACAACAAUAAAAUCAAAUUGGAUAAAAAAAACAAUAACAACAAAGAUAGAGAAGAAAAGAUGAUUACAAUGAAUAAGCAGUCAGGAAUAGGUGUAGGUUUUGAGUCUUGAUUUGGAGAGGGAUAUUGAAUCUAAGUUGCGAAGGUCUGGUGGUAAAGAGUUCCAAAGAUGCGGGGCAGAACGGCUGAAAGCUCGGGCACCCAUGGUGGACAGUUGAAAUAAAGGGAGAGUGAGAUGGAUGGAUGAAGAGGAUCUUAGGGAACGUGAGGGCGUGGCGACAUGGAUCAGGUCAGAGAGAUAUGAUGGAGAGAGGUUAUGGAUGGCUUUGAAAGUGAGGAGAAUUUUUUUAAAGUGGAUGCGAUGUUUAUAUAUAUAUGUGCAUAUAUAUACAUGUAUAUAUAUACAUAUAUAUGUAUAUAUACAUGUGUAUAUAUAUAUAUACAUUCACAUACAUAACACACACAC
Molecule: messenger RNA, 3533 nt
Organism: Entelurus aequoreus (snake pipefish)
Lineage: Eukaryota; Metazoa; Chordata; Actinopteri; Syngnathiformes; Syngnathidae
Gene: traf2b
Product: Tnf receptor-associated factor 2b
Exons: 10
Coding region: 850-2394 (514 amino acids)
Biological process (GO): protein K63-linked ubiquitination; positive regulation of JNK cascade; tumor necrosis factor-mediated signaling pathway
Cellular component (GO): plasma membrane signaling receptor complex; cytoplasmic side of plasma membrane
Molecular function (GO): ubiquitin protein ligase binding; ubiquitin-protein transferase activity; zinc ion binding
Source: RefSeq, a predicted model, not a curated record